Centropristis striata (black sea bass) is the source of this 2061-nucleotide messenger RNA. It is a transcript of the gene cdk2, whose product is annotated as cyclin dependent kinase 2. The transcript is spliced from 7 exons. Bases 304 to 1200 code for a protein of 298 amino acids. Gene Ontology annotation, molecular function: cyclin-dependent protein serine/threonine kinase activity; cyclin binding; ATP binding. Gene Ontology annotation, biological process: regulation of G2/M transition of mitotic cell cycle; protein phosphorylation; regulation of gene expression. The record is from RefSeq and is a predicted model, not a curated record. Lineage: Eukaryota; Metazoa; Chordata; Actinopteri; Perciformes; Serranidae. Gene Ontology annotation, cellular component: cyclin-dependent protein kinase holoenzyme complex; cytoplasm; nucleus.
UCCAGAGCCACCGCCACGCUAAUCCACACAUUUACGGAUAUUAUCAUCUCCAGGGCCAACAAAUGACCCGAUCCCGCAGCCUUUAGCUGUUUCGCUCUGACCUGAGACAGGUAACCCUCGCCAGGACCGCUGCCCGCAGGCUGUGGAGGACCCGGGCCGCCUGAAGCUAACGAGGAGCGGGGAGUUAUAUGUCGGUCCCCGCGCUGCUCGGUACCGUCUGUCUCUGUAGCUCACACACAAAGAGAGGAGCCCUGCUAACCAGCUAAACUACCAGCACACCUCCUGUCCUAUUGACUUGUAAACAUGGAUACGUUUCAGAAGGUGGAGAAGAUUGGAGAAGGGACGUAUGGUGUAGUUUACAAAGCCAAGAACAAAGUCACCGGAGAAACUGUUGCUCUCAAGAAAAUUCGCCUGGACACGGAAACCGAGGGAGUACCGAGCACUGCCAUCCGAGAGAUCUCCCUCCUCAAAGAACUCAGUCACCCAAAUAUCGUCAAGUUGCGGGAUGUCAUCCACACCGAGAACAAGCUCUACCUUGUGUUUGAGUUCCUCCAUCAGGAUCUAAAGAAGUUCAUGGACUCCUUCACGGUCGCUGGCAUCCCCCUGCCGCUGGUGAAGAGUUAUCUGUUCCAGCUGCUGCAGGGCCUGGCCUUCUGCCACUCUCACAGGGUUCUGCAUCGAGACCUGAAGCCCCAGAACCUCCUCAUCAACGCCCAGGGGGAGAUCAAGCUGGCUGACUUUGGCCUGGCAAGAGCCUUCGGGGUGCCCGUCCGCACUUAUACACACGAGGUGGUAACACUUUGGUACAGAGCACCAGAAAUCCUGCUGGGCUGUAAAUACUACUCCACAGCUGUCGACAUCUGGAGCCUGGGGUGCAUCUUUGCUGAAAUGCUCACCAAGAGGGCCUUAUUCCCCGGCGACUCUGAGAUCGAUCAGUUAUUCCGAAUCUUCCGCACCUUGGGCACACCUGAUGAGACCGUCUGGCCGGGAGUCACAUCGAUGCCUGACUACAAACCAUCUUUCCCCAAGUGGGCCCGACAGGAUUUAUCCAAAGUGGUGCCGAUUCUUGAUGAGGAUGGAAGAGAACUGCUUGGAGAAAUGCUGAAUUAUGAUCCAAACAAAAGGAUAUCUGCCAAAAACGCCCUCGUACAUCGAUACUUCCGCGACGUCACCAUGCCGAUUCCUCAUCUCAGACUCUGAGUCAAGCAAAAUGUCCAUUUUAAUGCCAACAAUGUGUAAGCAAUAAGGACCUCCUCGCCUCGCCUCAUAUCCACGACUGGAAUGGACAGAAACCGUGGACACUACAGGAUGUGUUGGAUCCUUUCAUGGAUAUUUGUUAAUAACUAAAACCAGCUUUCUAGACGACACAUGUCCUGACAGUUGUACAGAUAUUUCAGCCAUGAUGUUACAAUUGUUAUGAAGGUUCAACUGUAAUUUUCAAUAUCAUUAUUUUGCAUAUUUGUGCGCAACUGCCAUUUAUUACAUAAAUUGUAAAUGGGAUGGUCUUCUGAGUGCAGCUGGGGUAUACUCUGCCAUUACAUUUCCCAGUUUAAACGGUCUGUUGGCUGAAGGAUGUCCAAAUUCAAAUAGUCCAGUAGUUAGGUUAAAGUUUGUGGGAUAGUGCAAAUAACAAAUGUCAUGAUUUGUGAGACUGAGCAGCAGCUGAAUGAAAGAUGUGUCGCACAACAAACAUCAUCAGCUGAUGUAAAACAGUUGGUGCUUAAAGAUCACAAAGACUAUAAUCUUUGUUCUUUUAGGUUGAUUUUCUUGCAGUUAAAUUCUAAAUUUGAGGUCCAAAGUGUCUUGAAAGUGAUUUUAUAACAGCACCUUUUGUUGUUUAACACACAAAUGUUUAUUGGUCGCAGGAUUUCUCACCAAACUGAAGUUUUCAGAUUUGACAUACAGUUGUCAUAUACAAAUGUUCCCUGUUGUAAUUCAGAUUUUACAGAAUUGAAUGUGCUGUUGCAUCUUUCUUACUCUAGAUUUUAUUCAAACUUAACUGUUUUUAUGAAUAUUGUUUAUUUACAGUUUGAAAAAAUAAACUUGUUUAAACAACUGUUA